CAACUAUUAACGUCGUAAUUCGUGGUAGUCACAGUUGACAUUUCGAUAUAAAGUAAAUUCAAAGCACUUAAAAAUCAGUCGAUUAAACAUCCACAAUGCAUUUUGGAAAAGUUACAAUUUUAUAAUAUAACGUUAGCGAUGAUACAUUAAAGAAAAUCAUUUAAAUUUUAUGAAUAAAAAAUGACAAGUUGUUAUCAAGAAAUAUUUCGAAAAAUUUUUUAGACAAGUUAUUCUUUACAUUCAUACAUUCAAGGUUCAUUCCAAUUACUUCCUGGAUAAUUCACAACAAUGUUUAAAAAAUUUAAGGAUAAAUUAGCAGAGGAGAUGAAACAAUCUCCUGCAAGGCUGCAAGCAAGUAUGCAGCAAUUGGCUCAGGCAGUUGUUUCUCCAUCACUAUCAAGUACCUCAAUUCAAGACUUGUCAUCCAAAGAUAAUUUCAGUUUGACUGAGGAAACAGAUGAAACACCAAAAAAUAGUCCAGGAAAACAUGGCUUCCAAACAGUUGACUUGACUUCUCCAUCGGUUAAUUCAAGUAGUUCAAGAAGGUCAUCUAUUAGCAGUAAUGUCAGUGAGGCAUCCUUUUUAUUUCCUAUUUAUGAAAGUCCUGGAAAUAUAUAUCAUUUGCAGUCUGACAUUGAUCAGUCUGCCAGUGAAAUAGAUGAUAAUAUAAGUCCACAAUUAGAUCGGGUAUCAAAAGAACAAUUGUAUUCUGCAUAUCGUAAAGCAAGAGGUAAAUAUGAUAAGUACAGAGGAAGAUUCACUGACCUUGUCAGUCAUUACAAAGAAAUGGACCGUGCAAAAACAAAAUUAGAAAGUCUCUUGGUUGAAACACAAGAUAAAGCUUUAAGACGAAUAAGCGACCUCAAAGAACAAUGUCAACUAGAGCAACAAGCAAAAGCUCAUUUGGAAGAUGCCUUACGAAACGAUCUUGAGGAGAAAGAUCACAUUAUUAGUUCUUUAAAAACAAAAAUAAAGUUAAUACAAGAAAAAGGUCCAAACUUGGAAAUAUCAGAAAAUCUUGAUGAAUCAGAAAAUCAUCAUGAAAAUAGCAAUGACAAUAUUUUGGUUGACUUGUCAAAUAACACAGAAAAAGUUGAAGAAAGUGAAGAAGAUAAACUAAUACUAGAAAAUAAUAAGUUGAAAGAAAAAAUGCAAAAAAUGGAAACUUUCCUUGAAAAAUAUAAAGAAAUGUUAAAGCGAAGUAAAGAUAAAAUAUUGGAAGUAUCAAAUGAAAAAAAUACUGCAGAGAGAGAUUAUGAUUUGUUACAAAAAUCAACAAAAGAUAAACUAUUUGAAAUGGAAUGCGAAAUGCAGAAUGCAAGAAAACAACUUGAAAACUAUAAAGAUGAAAUAGAUUUACUUAAAAAACGCGAAGAAGAAUCAGUCAUUUCACUUGCAGAAAAUAAAUUAUCUAUUCAUAGAGAACUUGAAGUUAAAGAAGAACAAAUUAAACAACUUCAAUCUGAUUUGAAACUGGCAUUUGAUCUGGAAAAGUCUCUAAAAGAAACUAUCGAAAUUCAAAAACAGGACAUUGAAAAAAUUAAAACUGUUGCUAAUCAAGAUGAAAUGCAACGGAAAUUGAUGGAAAUAGAAAGAAAAAUGAAUUCAAAAUAUUAUGAAGAAGUAGAUAAAAAUAAGCAACUCCAAGCACAAUUAGAAGAGUUAGAAAAACAAUCCAAUGAAAUCAGACAUGAAACGGAAAUAAUACAGAAAUUGAAUCAAGAUUUGCAAGAAAAAGACAAUCUUCUGAUAGAAAUUAAUUUAAAGAGAGAAAGCUACGAAAAAUGUUUAGAAGAAUUAAAAACACAAAAUUUACAAUUAGAAAAGGAACUGCACCAGUCAAAAGAAAUGUUUAAAAAUUUACAAAUACAAAAUAUAAACUUAGAAAAAGAACUAUCUAACACAAAUCAAGCUUUGGAAAAUUUCAAAUUGUCUUCAGAAAAUCGUGAUAGAAUUUUGAAUGAUAAUCAUCAGAAAGAAUUAGACGAAAUUAAGCAGAAAUUAAUAGAUAAAAAUGAGACUUGUGAUAAAUUAAAUGCAAGAAUGCAAGAAUAUUCAGAAGCCAUAGAACAAAUAAAAAAUGAAAUACAAAUACGAGAUGAAGAAAAUAAGAUUUUAAGAAGCAAAGCUGACAAUGAAGAAAUAGUACUUCGAUUACAAGAUGAACUUGAUAAUAAGAAUACUGAGCUCUUGGGACUUAAUAGUGAACUCAAAUCACGUUCAACAACAAUAAACGAUUUGAAAAAAGAAAUAAAUAAUUUAAUAACUAUAAGGAAAAAUUUACUUAAGCAAUUUAGAGCAUACAAAGAAACUGUAAAAAAUAUAAAACAAGAUUAUGCUCUACUGAAAGAAAAUGUAAAUAGUUAUAUUUUAGAAGGAAAAAGUGCAAUAGUAGAAACUGUUAAUAAGUACACUUCAGUAUUUUUAAGUCUAAAUCAAGAGAAUGCAAAUCUUAAAUCACAAAUUGAUGAUUUAAAGGAGAAAACAAAGAUUACACAAGAACUUCAAAGUCAUUGUAAUGACAAAAAUGCACAAGUAGAAGAACUUGUAAACAAAAAGUUGGCUAUUGAGAAAGAACUAAAUGAAAGAAACAAUCAAAUUGAUGAAUUGAGACAAACGAUAAGCAAUUUAGGUCAACAAGAAGUAGAUAAAAAUAAAUUAACUUCCGAAAUCGAAAAUUUGUCCAAAAAAUUGAUGGAGCUUGAAAAGUUGUGCGAUGAACGUGAACAAUUGCUACAUAAAGUCGAAAUUGAAAAGGAAGAUGUUUUGAAAACUAUAACUCUUGAAAAACAGAAGUUGGAGACAAACCUGCACGCAUUAUCUAUUCAACUUUCUGAUUAUAAAACUUUGAAUGAUCAAUACAAUAACUUGUCUCAAAAGUAUAAAGAAGCUACAAACGUAAUACAUACGUUGAAAUCUGAAAAUCAUAACUAUAGUAAGCUCGUGGAUGACGCUCAAAUUCUCAAAACUCAAGUUACUUCUCUAAAUGAAGAAUUAGGAACGCGAAAUAAAGAAUUUGAAAGCCUGAAAGCUACAUAUUUUGAAGAGAAGCAGCACUUAUCUGAUAUAACAAAUGAGUGUGAUAAUUAUAAAAAAUUGAUUGAAGAACACAACCAAACAAUAUUUCGAUUGAAAGAUGAAUUGAAUAUUUCAAAAGAGGAUAACAAUAAAUUAAAUACUGAAAUAGAUGAAUCUAAAGAUUCUUUACAAAAAGCACUUGAUAACAAAACUAAUUUGGUUCAAAAUUUGAAAGUCUUUAAAGAGAAGUUACUAAAAUUGUCAGAAGAAAAAAAUAAUCUGUUAACAGAAUUAGAACAAGAAAAAAUCAAUUUGAAAAAUGUUGAGAAUGAAUUUAGCCAAUCUCUUCGAUUAAAAACUGAAGAAAAUGAACAGUUGAAAAAGACUCAUUCAAAAUUGAUCAAUGAAUUAAAUGAACUAAAAGGAAAUUUGGAUGAAUUAGAACAACUUAGAAAAGUAAAAUUAGAAACAGCUUUCGAAUUCAAUGAACUAAAAAAAAAGUAUGAGCUUUUAAUUAUUGACUAUACUAAUAUAAAAGACAAUCAAAAUGAUUUAUUGAAAGUUAAUGAAAUGCUUAGUCAAUCCCAACAUGACACAAAUGAAAAAUUAAGCUAUUUAGAAAAACAGAACGAAUUAAUUGAGAUGCAAAAUAAUUCUACUCUAAAUGGACUUGAGAUGUAUAAAAAUCAAUUAGAAACUAGUAAUUCUGAAAUUGCAGAUCUCAAAACUCAAUUAAUAAAUUUAGAAAACUUAAAAAAUGCUCAGUUAAAAAAUUUGCUCAAUAAUUCAGAUGAUUUUAAACAGAAAAAUUCCAAAUUAACCGCUGAAAUUAAAGAGAUUACUAGAAUAAAUGAAUCAUUAAAUGUGGAGAUGGAGGGUUUGAAACUGCAUAUUUUAGAACUACAAGAAUGCAAAAUAAAAUAUGAAAAUUUAGAAAAGGAUUUGCUGAUUUAUAAAAGUAAAGUUACAGACUUGGAAAAUUCUUUGGCUUCAUUUGAAGAGAUGAAAUUAUCCUGCAGCAGAUUACAGAAUGCUAUAGAAAAUUGGAAAACUCAGUUAGAUGAGAAAAACAAUGAAUUGCAAAAGCUAAAAGAACGAAAUGCGAAGCUUAUAGAUGAAAAUAAUAUAUUGACUUCAUUAAAGUCAAAUCUAGAAGAUGCAAAUCAAGAAAUAGCAAGACUUAUGGAGACUGUAAAUGAACUGAAUCGACAACUGUCGACUAAAGAAUCUGAGUUUAAAACUUUACAUGAACAUCAUUCAAAGUUAGAAGAGGAACUGAAGAUUAUUGAUCAGAUGAAAUGCGAAAAUGAAGAAUCGUCAAAAAAUAUUGAAAAUGCAUUGCAAGAAAAAAGGAAAUUAGAAUCACAAUUGGAUGAAACUCUUGUAACGUUUCAGGCCAAAGAAUCACAAAUGCAAGCUUUGAAUGAGGAAUUACACAAUCAAGCGGCAAAGUUACAAGAACAACUUAAAGUUAAUGAAGAAGAGCAAAAUCUAAGGCUAAAGCAAAUCGUCAAAGAAUUUCAAGCUCAACUUCAUGAUAAGGAAAAAGAAUUACAAGCAGCUCUUGAGAAAAGAUUUGACUACCAACAAAAUUAUGAGUCAGAUGCCAUUCUUGAAUACAAAGAACAAUUGAGAGAUUUCCAGGUAGAACUCACAAGGAAAUCCCAAGAAAUCGAAAGAUUAAUGCAAGAUAAUCAAGAUAUGAAAAAACAAACUCAAGAAGAAAUAGAAAAACUGUUAUUAAAAAUAAAUGAAAUAAAAUCUGAUCAUUUAGAAGAGAUGCAGGAGCUAGAUAACAAAUGGAGAGAAAUGGUGAAACAAAAGACAAGUCAAUUAGAAAAUCAAUAUGAACAGAACAUUAACGAUUUAAAUAAUGAAUGGCAAAAUGAACGAAAGAAUUAUGAUAGCGACGAAGUAGAUGAGGAAUUAGAAAGCACUGCAAAAGUCGCAAUGGCAACAGUACAGUCUAAUACUAGUUCUUUUCAUGCUUUACAACAGACUUUAUUAUCGCAUAAACGGGAGUUAGCCGAGUUGCGGAAAUUGGUGAAGAUGAGGCAGGAUUCUGUAGAAGAUUCAACUGAAAUCGAAUAUCUUAGAAAUAUACUUUAUAAGUAUAUGAUGGGGAAGGAAACCAUGGUGCUUGCCAAAGUUAUUGCCGCUGUUGUCAAGUUUGACCAAGAUCAGACAGCGAAAAUUUUGAAAAAAGAAGAAGACAAGCUGUCACUGCUAGGAUCAUUGGGUUUGUCGUAACAUUGUUAAUUUAUUUGCAUUUAUAUUGAAAUUGUAAUUAACUUAUCCAAAAACGAGUGCUUCAAUAUUUAGCUGAUGGGCCAAUGCUGCAAAAUGCCCUUAAAUAUCAUGUCCCUUAAAUAUAUUUUAGACUGUUGAUUAAAAACGUUGGAUUUUAAAAGUGGGAAAAAGUGAAUUACUUAUUUGAUGAUUAAAAUAAAUUCUAUUAAAAAUAUAGUGUUCAAAAUGUAAAGUUAUCAAUUAAAAUAUUGUGUCACAUAGUAUCAUGUUAAUAUAUAAUUUUGAAAAAAUUUAUAUGUUGUAAGAGUUAUGUCACCAUGUUACAUACUAUUUGUUUUAACUCAAGAGUUAGAUUAUUGGUGAACACAAAACUUAAAGUUGGUAAAAUAUUUGUAAAUUUUUACAAUAUUAUUUCAAUUAUAUUGGAAAUACAUUUAAAAAUUUAUGAAAAUCACUAAUAAUAAUUAGUUGGAAGACUUUUUCUAAUUUUUU
Molecule: messenger RNA, 5760 nt
Organism: Phymastichus coffea
Lineage: Eukaryota; Metazoa; Arthropoda; Insecta; Hymenoptera; Eulophidae
Product: golgin subfamily A member 4
Exons: 9
Coding region: 289-5268 (1659 amino acids)
Biological process (GO): Golgi vesicle transport
Cellular component (GO): Golgi apparatus
Molecular function (GO): small GTPase binding
Source: RefSeq, a predicted model, not a curated record